Messenger RNA from Neogale vison (American mink), 2041 nucleotides. RefSeq names its product ZFP57 zinc finger protein (gene ZFP57). The transcript is spliced from 5 exons. Gene Ontology annotation, biological process: negative regulation of transcription by RNA polymerase II. NCBI's taxonomy places the organism in Eukaryota, Metazoa, Chordata, Mammalia, Carnivora, Mustelidae. The coding region runs from base 287 to 1960 and encodes 557 amino acids. The record is from RefSeq and is a predicted model, not a curated record. Gene Ontology annotation, molecular function: DNA-binding transcription repressor activity, RNA polymerase II-specific.
CUGGGCCCCGGGCAGGGAGCGCGACGGUGAAACCGGGCUGGGAGACGGGGCCGCCGGCGCUGGGCACGUGGGCACUGCCCCCCCACCCCACAGGCCCUGUCCUCAGUGCACCGCGGGUCGGGAGCGGUGGGCACUGGCCAGAGGCUGAGGCAGGGCGGGCAGAAGCCCCACACCGGCUGCGGAGCCCCGGUGACGAGUCCCUGAACCCUGUAGCCUGCCCUUUGAGGGACCAGAGGGUGACCGCAAACCAAACCAGGAAGAGCAGGUACAUCCGCCCCGGGAAGCCAUGCCAAACCUCCCCGAGGCCUCUGCAUGGCCUCUCCAUCUGCACAGUGACCAGGACCCAGAGAGCCCCAGGAGGGGGUCCCGUCCGCCCUGGGGGCCAGGCGGCCCGUGGACAACGCCGGAAGCAGACCGCGUGGAGGAGAAGCUGCCCCUGCGGGUGGCGGAGCAGGCGGAGCGGGCAGCCGCAGCCGCAGCCGCAGCCGCAGCCGGAGCGCGCUGCUGGGAGAUGUGGCUGCAGGAGCCAGUCACCUUUGACGAUGUGGCUGUGAAUUUCACGCAGGAAGAGUGGGUGUGUCUAGACACCAGUCAGAGGCUCCUGUACCAGAACGUCAUGGCCGAGACCUUCAGAAACCUGCUGUCCGUGGAUCUGGUCAUCAAGCUUGAGCAAGAAGAAAAGCAGUGGAGAGCCGAGCUCCCGCUCCGUCUCCCAAGUGGAAAAGGCCUCCCUUCCGGCAGUGGGAAGAAGGCGCUCGAGGAAGAGACGCAGAGGACGCCAGACGACAAGGAGGCCCUGGCCUGUGGAGGGACAGGCCCAGCCUCUGUGGCCCCGGCGCCCACACCCAGGACACCUGCGCUGCCCGCGCCCCAGGCCGGGCCGCCCUUCCUGUGCCCGCCGUGUGGCCGGAGUCCCAGCAAGUGCGCCAGCCGGCCCAGCCACCCGUGCGUGCACAGUCCCCACGCGGCCAGCAGGUGCGGCCAGUGUGGCAAGUGCUUCCGAAACCCGAGGGAGCUCGGCCACCACAGGCGCACACACCUCGGGGACAGGCCCUUCUGCUGCCCACUGUGCGACAAGACCUACUGCGACGCGUCAGGGCUGAGUCGUCACCGCCGCGUCCACCUGGGCUACCGGCCCCACUCCUGCCCCUGCUGUGGGAAGUGCUUCCGGGACCGGUCCGAGCUCAGACGCCACCAGAAGACACACCAGAACCAGGAUCGGGUGGCCGGAGACCAGAAGCCCAUCGGGACCGUCCCGGGCGCCGGAGCUCAGGAGCGCAGCGACGGGAGCCAGGGGUCCAGCCAGAAGCUUGGGGCCGUGACUCACGCCCUGGUGGCCAGGGCCCGAGAAGCCACGAUGGGAACCCAGGGUCUGGUGGCCAGGACGCAGCCAGGGACUGACGGGAAGCCCGUGACCACUGUGAGACUGUGGGCAGCAGCCCCGGGACCUGGGACCAGGAUGCACACGCCCAGCCCGAGAGCCCCCUGCCUGGACCCCAGGCCCCACGGUCCCCCAGUGAAGCCCUCGAGACUCAAGGUGUUCUCUUGCCCCCAUUGUCCUUUGACUUUCGGCAAGAAAGCGUGUCUCGCCAGCCACCAGCAGGCCCAUGUCCCAGGGCCGCCCCGCAGCUGCUUCCGCUGUGGCAAGUCGUUCAGCUCAUCGUUGGCGCUGGUCAGACACCAGCAGACGCACUGGAGGCAGAAGACUUACCGCUGCCCAGUGUGUGAUGUCUGCUUUGGGGACAGGGACAGCCUCCUGGGUCACUGGGGGGACUCCAGAAGCCGGGACCUGUGUCUGGGCAACCUUCAGGUGUGCUGGGCCAUCCUGGGCCAGUGGCUUAGCUUCUUUCAUGAUGCCCCCCCUUUGUCAGGGAAGGAGAUGGACCUGCCCCGGGACUCAGGCUCCCCGGAGAGGGUGAGAAGGGCUGGGGGGGGACACCGGAGGGGGGAGAGCAGGUGAGCCCAGGCCUAACCGAGGUCUCCUUCGUGUUUGCUUCUACUGAUGCACUUGCAGGGUCCGGGGGCCCCGGAAGAGGAGAGG